This is a messenger RNA of Microdochium trichocladiopsis, 1524 nucleotides long. Its product is annotated as RNA recognition domain-containing protein. The transcript has a single exon. Gene Ontology annotation, cellular component: Prp19 complex; U2-type catalytic step 2 spliceosome; U2-type catalytic step 1 spliceosome. Lineage: Eukaryota; Fungi; Ascomycota; Sordariomycetes; Xylariales; Microdochiaceae. Gene Ontology annotation, molecular function: metal ion binding; pre-mRNA binding; U6 snRNA binding. The record is from RefSeq and is a predicted model, not a curated record. Bases 115 to 1308 code for a protein of 397 amino acids.
UAACGUAUCAGCGCGACAUUGUAGCCGCUGGUCUCUACCACCACAACACCUUCUCCCACAGCAGAUCGACGACAUCUCUCCCGCGCCUCCAACGAAUAAAAAAGCACACCCGAAAUGGCCGACGAGAACGACGCCGCCCUCGUGGCGCAAUCCACCGAGGUGGCCGCGCCGGCACCGAAAAAAGUCAAGAAGAUCAUCCGCAAGAAACGCCCGGCGAGACCACAAGUCGACCCGUCCUUCAUCUCGUCCGAGCCCCCGCCGCAGACCGGCACAAUCUUCAACAUCUGGUACAACAAGUGGUCCGGCGGCGACCGCGAGGACAAGUACCUGUCAAAGACAGCGGCCAAGGGGCGGUGCAACAUCGCCAAGGACAGCGGCUUCACCCGGGCCGACAAGAUCCCCGGGUCCUACUUCUGCCUGUUCUUCGCGCGCGGCAUCUGCCCCAAGGGCCAGGACUGCGACUACCUCCACCGCCUGCCGGGCAUCCACGACCACUUCAACCCCAAUGUCGACUGCUUUGGGCGCGACAAGCACAGCGACUACCGCGACGACAUGGGCGGCGUGGGCAGCUUCCUGCGGCAGAACCGCACCGUGUACGUCGGCCGGAUCCACGUCUCGGACGACAUUGAGGAGGUGGUCGCCCGGCACUUUGCCGAGUGGGGCCAGGUCGAGCGCAUCCGCGUGCUCAACGCGCGCGGCGUCGCCUUCAUCACGUACACGAACGAGGCCAACGCCCAGUUCGCCAAGGAGGCCAUGGCCCACCAGGCCCUUGACCACAGCGAGAUCCUCAACGUCCGCUGGGCCACGGCCGACCCGAACCCCAUGGCGCGCGCGCGCGAGGCCAGGGCCAUCGAGGAGCAGGCCGCCGAGGCGAUCCGGAGGGCGCUGCCCGAGGCGUUCGUGGCAGAGAUUGAGGGGCGGGACCCCGAGGCCAGGAAGCGGCGCAAGAUCGAGAGCUCGUUUGGCCUCGACGGCUACGAGGCCCCCGACGAGGUGUACUUUGCCCGUGGCGCGAAUGCCGUGAACCCUGUGGGCAGGCAGGGGUAUGAGCUCGAGCAGGAGCAGCGGCGGAUGAUUGAGAGUGGCGAGGUGGACGGUCAGCAGGGAGAGGAGGAGCAAUACCAGGCCCAAAGGCAGAUUGAGGCGGCGCCGGCGCCACAAGAACAACAGGCGGGUGGCAUAUUCUCCUCAAGCACAUUACAAGCUCUGCAAGCAGCACAAGUGUCAACAGCGGCACCCAAGGCGAAAGCAGCGCCCUCAGGCCCGCUGGUUGCCUAUGGCAGCGACAGCGAAGACGAUGACGAGUAAUAGAGAGGACAAAAAUUUGGGUGCAAAGGGAUCAUGAGCAUGGCGAUGUCACAUCAUUCAGCGUUUCAUACAUAGAGCAAAAUAAUACCCGACGAGCCGUGGGAUAAAAGAAACCCGGCUCAACCGAAGCUCAUUUGAAUUUGUUUUCACUCCCAUGUCACCAGUGAUUGGUUGGUAGUCGUGUGAUAGAUCUGCAAUGCCCCCCCGCCCCCCCCC